Messenger RNA from Megalopta genalis, 1293 nucleotides. RefSeq names its product Thioredoxin-like (gene Txl). Lineage: Eukaryota; Metazoa; Arthropoda; Insecta; Hymenoptera; Halictidae. The record is from RefSeq and is a predicted model, not a curated record.
AUGCAUGUACAUACUGCAUGCCUAUGUGCAGAAUACACCGGGUUAGUUGGUGCGGUCAAGUCAAACUGCCAGUCAUUCAAUAUUCCAAUACGUAUAUUAUAAUAUUCCAAUAAUUCGUAGUUUAUUCAUUAAUAUUGUAUUAAAUAUACCAUAGUAAACAAUGAGUGCAGUACGUGUGAUUAACGAUGAUGGCCAUUUCUACGGUGAAAUGGCGAGUGCGGGUACAAAAUUAGUUGUAGUCGAUUUCACAGCAACAUGGUGCGGUCCUUGUCAGAGAAUUGCACCAGUGUUUGAACAGCUAUCAGUUAAAUAUCCGAAUGCAGUGUUUCUUAAGGUUGAUGUAGACAAAUGCACUGAAACUGCUGCUGUGCAAGGUGUUAGCGCAAUGCCUACGUUCAUAUUUUAUCGUAACCAAAAGAAAUUGGGCUUGUGUCAAGGAGCUGAUCCAGUUGGAUUAGAAUCAAAGAUUCAACAGUAUUAUGGCACUGGAGACACGGAAGAUACUGAGAGUCCAGUGUCUGGACAUAUGGACUUAAUUACAUUCAUUACCAAAACACAAUGUGAAUGUUUAAACGAGUCUGAUGAACAUAAUUUCCUACAAUGUUUGAGCUCGGAUGAAGGAUAUCUUGAGAGCGAUUGUGACGAACAAUUGAUAUUAUCUAUUGCAUUUAUGCAAGCAGUCAAAAUUCACUCUUUGAAGAUUAAGGCUCCUAAAGAUAAGGGGCCAAAAAAUAUUAAAUUAUUUAUUAACCAGCCUAGAACAAUUGAUUUCGACGUGGCAGAGUCUAACACAAGUAUCCAAGACUUGACUUUUUCGCCGAACGUUCUCGAGGAAGGCACUCCAGUCGGUUUACGUUUUGUCAAGUUUCAAAACGUGCAGAAUCUCCAGAUCUUCAUAAAAGAUAAUCAAACUGGUAGUGAUACAACAAGGAUCGAUCAUUUGGCUGUUAUAGGAUCACCAAUUUCUACUACAAAUAUGGGAGACUUUAAGAGAGUGAUUGGUAAGAAAGGAGAGAGUCAUUAACAGCCAGUGCUUUCAACACGAUGAAUUCUAAAAGCAAAUGCUAUUUUAAAUAUACUUUCCACAGCCAUUAUAUUUUGCAAAAAUAAUACCGAAAUAAAAAUGUGUUCGUUAUGUUUCGUUCAAAGACUAUAUGAACAUUAUAUUGUGCAUUUAGGAUCUGCAAUAAUAAAGAACAUAUGAUAGAUACCAUACAUGUACAUCAUUUCUAAUUUUAUGGAAGUUUUGUUCAAAAACUAAGAAUAUCCAAAUAGAAUAAUUAAUUGAUCAGA